Dermacentor albipictus is the source of this 3140-nucleotide messenger RNA. RefSeq lists its product as uncharacterized. Lineage: Eukaryota; Metazoa; Arthropoda; Arachnida; Ixodida; Ixodidae. The record is from RefSeq and is a predicted model, not a curated record.
CGCAGGGAGGGGAUUGCUACAUUUUAUUGCGCUAUAUGUGCAUUGAGCAGCCUUCAUUCUAUGAAGCGAGUCUAACGGUAAAACCUUAGUUGAGCGAAAAAAGGUUUGCUGCUAUUUGUCACUUGAAAAUGUAUCGUGACACUGUAUGGUGACAAGAUUGUGCUGCCAAUAACCUGCCAAUAUCAACAAAAUAAUUCCUGAAAGUCUCCACCGUUUCUUGUUAAUGGAAACUGAAUUGUUUCUGAAGUGUUUGUCCUUGAUAUGUCAAAAUAUUCUUGGUCCUCUUCUUUUUCUUGGCUUUCAUUUAUUGCGGAAUUCGCGGCGCUUUGGGUGGCGUUAGGCCGAAUAGGAGUCGUAUAGACGAAGCAUUGCAUGGUUGGUGCGGUCGCUCUCGCGUUGUGCUUUAGCCAGCAGGUCAUCGCGCGCAACUCGUCCACGGGGCUCGUAGGACUGCUUCCAAGAUGGACGCCGAGCAGAGCCUCGCGGAAAUGAACACGAGUAUCUAGGACGCUAAGGAAAUCAACGGCGAGGAGCAGGAACGGCCGAGAGGACGAACGUAGUCUUCGUGCGUCGAACGGGAAACGACUACUGUGUAUAAGAGCGCGAGCAAUUUGGAUGGCUCUUCAUUCGCAGUCGCACUUGCGGUGCUUGUAUCCACUCGUCAUGUUCGUCCGUCAAGUAUUCCCCCUCGGUGCUGUCCUCGGGCUCUGCGCGAUCGGCCUGGCACCGCUGUACUGUCCGGCGUGGGCGCAUCAAGCACAGGAUCUCCGGGAAGUAUUCCGGUUUGCGAGAUGUCGCGCCACCUGCCUCGGUGAGCUUGGCCUGAAGACAGACAGAGACGACAUCGAAUGCGCGCCAGACAAGGAGUGCAACAUGUGUUGGGACGUGUGCGAGUUCUUCUACAAGGACUUCGAAGUUUGGAAACACAUGUGCACCGUGGACGAAUUAUGUUUUCCCGGCUGCCAACAGGCCUGCUCGUUCUGGCACAAGACGUCAACGAAGCUACGUCCCGGCACCGCAGUAACUAGCCACACCGAGGAAGAGUACUCGGGCGUGUUCUCUGAGCCUCCGCUGCUGGAGGCGCGUGGAGUACAUGACGUGCGUGUGACCUGGUCCCGGCCUCUGAGCUUCCAGGACCACCACAUCGAGCGAGCGCUGGUCUACGUGCUCUUUCUCAGAGGGCUUCUCGACGAUCAACGCUUCGGGAACGCCCAGCAGACGCUGUACCACAACGCCACCUUGAGCCGCAGCAUACUCAAGCAGGCCUCGGAGCUCGAGAUCGUCGCACUCUCGCCGCAGGGCGUCUUUGCUCAAACUAGAGUGGCGCUGGACCUGGACUCGGCAGACUUCGACUCCGUGCAGGCGGACGCCUCCGUCGCCAGUUCGAUUCCCUCCUUUGCCGCUCCGAAAGUGAUCAAUCUGAGGCACACGGGCGGACACCUAGUGGAGGUCGACAUCGCCUGGGACUUCGACGUCUCGCCGGAGGCCAAGAAGGUCAAGUACGAGGUCACGUGGAGGGUCCUCGGCGAGACGGCGGACGUGACAGGCCACAUGUACACGUCGCGGCAGUCGGCCACGCUGAAGCUGUGGGAGGGAACUUCGUACUCGGUCUUCGUCCGACGCCUGUCGCCUCGGACGGGUGAGCCCGACUCUGAGACGCUCUCUAGAUUGGUCGACGCACCCGUCGCCGAGCCCGAACCGAACGCACGAGACGCCGCCUCAACGGCCAGCUGCGUGCGCGUCGAGGUGGUGGCGGCCUGCGCCGUCUUCGCCGCGGGCAUCCUUUUCGCCUGCAUCUUCGCGCUGGCCUUGAUCACGAUGCGAAAGUCGAUUAGGCCCAAGGGAGAACACCCCGAAGUUACCAAGUCCCCGUCCGUGCACAAAGGUUGUCCCGAGAGGCCGCAGCUGACGAGGCUCCCAGCUGUGUAGAGGCGCCAAGACUGCUCGGCGUCCAUCUUGGAAGCGGUCCUACGAGCCCCGUGGACGAGUCACGCGCGAUGACCUGCUGGCUAAAGCACAACGCGAGAGCGGCGGCACCAACCAGCGGUUCGUCUACGACGCCCAGUCGGCUCGAGGGACCGGGAAUUCCUGACAUGCGCAGUUGGCAAGCACACAUGUGCUGCAAAAAAGUCACGAAUCCCGAUCUACAGAAAAUUGGUGCUCUUCCGACACCUGUCAGAAGACGCGCUUCUCUUCAAAACCACCUUACGCGGAAAUUGGCGCUUCCAUUGGCCUGGCGGUUCUAUUCUGAACCAUUGACGACAGCGUGAGCCCACAUAUCGUUCUUCGUUGCCGAACAGGUCCGUCUUGCAAGGUCGUGGGCGGAGUGUUGCAGAGUCGGACUGAGUGUGCCGUGUAAAUUUAGAAAGAUAUAGACGCUCUCGUGUGCACCAUACGCCGUUGGGACUAUACUGCGUCCGGUAUGAGUGCUUCUAUACUGAAAGUUGGACAGUUUAACUGACAAGGCGUACGGUCUCUUGUUAAUUUCAAUAUGUAUGUAUAUAUCAUGGGGCUUCAUCAUGGAGUUGAAAAGCGCAUGCUCAGUAAAUGCUUUAACUACACGCGGGUCAUAACUAAUCCUGUCACAAAGACUGUGGCGUGGCCUACAUCACCGAACUUGAAAACCUUAAGACCGGCCUGAAUUGAAACCGAUAUAACGUAGCCAAUGGUAACUCGGGUUUGAGAGCAGUACCGGUAUAUCACCCGAAGACGAAGACAUGCCAAUAUAUGCACAUUCAGACGGGACGUGACGAAUAGGGCAAGUGGUAAUUGGCAUGCAUACACUGCGCCAUAUAAGCCGCGCUUAAGUAAGCGUCAUUCACGUUCGAUGUUCCUUGCUGUGUGAACAAAGGAGGAGUGUGAGCCAGGGAAUGCAAAACUUUCGUGUCUCAUCUGACUGUUGCGUGUUGUGCACCGUUUGAGCUAGCGUCCCACGUAUUGCAACAAUGUCAUCAUCCUGCCUCUUCUGUAGCGUUUAUCAUAUUAUGUAAUCUCUUAUUUUUAGCCCUGUUAUUUAUUUGCCAUUAAAUAGUGUUGCCUUUUGUCACCGUUGAUAAGUAUACUUAUCUUGCUUUAGCGCCUGCAAAAUACUUUGUCAUCCACAAUGAACUUUCGUAUUUAUUUCAUUUAAUCGAAGAGCU